AAUGGCUCGAGUCAUUGGCUAAAAGGGCAAUGGAGGCGGGACUUGGAGGGGGUGGGGCAUGCGCCUACCAGCCGGGAACCGCCAGCCCAGCGGCGACUUGACCUCCGGAAGUGGGGUAACGGGCUCCGGUGCGGGUGCAGCGACGGACUGCGGCCAGAGCCUCAGGUAGCAGCAGUAGCGGAAGCAAUGUUUCACUUCUUCAGAAAGCCUCCAGAAUCUAAAAAGCCUUCAAUGUCAGAGACAGAAGCAGAUGGAUUCGUCCUCUUAGGAGAUAAAGCAAAUGACCCAGAAGAUAAAACUUCAGAAGUAGAAGGCAGCCCACCUUUGGAGACCGGCCAGGAGAACUCACCCAGUGUGACUGCAGCAGGAGGCCCUGCGAGCGAACCGGUGGCAGGCCAGACGCUGGAGAACAGCUCACUGAUGGCCGAGCUGCUGGGCGAUGUGCCCUUCGCCUUGGCCCCACACAUCCUGGCCGUGCAGGGCACCGUCAGCGACCUGCCUGACCACUUACUCUCCUUUGAUGUCAGUGAGAACUUAUUACGCUUUUGGUAUGAUUUCACUCUGGAAAACUCGGUGCUUUGUGAUGCGUAAUUUUGUGUGUCUAUUUGCACGUUAAGAGCUUUAAAAAGAAAAAAAGGUUUGCCUAUUUUAUUUAACCUGUUUGGCAUUAUGUUCUUUAUCAUUUCACCCCUUAAAGGCCCUCAAAAAAGCAGGGAUCUUUAAACAAAAUAAUAUCAUGUUCAUUGCUUUAUUCUUUAGGAUUAAAUAGAUGUAUACAAAUGGAACUUCAGUUCUAUUUACCUUCUCCCCACAUAGUAAAUGUAAAAAUUGAGCCAUCAAGGUUGUAUGAAAGGAACAAGUUGCUACAGCUGGUCCCUCCACCUCUAGCACUGUGAAAGAGAACCGAGACAGCUUUCUUAGCAGACUCUGCAGCCUGAGCGGAGGGUGCAUGUGAAGUCUCUUCCCUGGCUCACAGGAGGUGGGAGUUCAUUUUAUUCUCUUUCUUUUUCCUCACUGAGUAUGAAUGAAUUCAGAAAAAAGUUUCCAGUUAACUUAAUUUCUUGAGUCUCAAUAUAGACAGAGUGAUGUGGACUUUUAAAACUUCCCCUAACCAGCAGUGUUGGUUGCUAAUACAGAAAUGCUGUUAGCACUCAGCUGCUUUUUCCUGAGUGUACACUUGAGUUUUCUGAGACCCGUAGCCACCCCUCCCCACCCUGACUGGUUGCUGUGUUUCCACCUUUGUUUUCUCCCCUUUCCCCACUUCUGAACUCUCUCCAACCAGCUUCCCAGACACUUUUCUGCUUCUGCUUCAGUUGGCGUUUGCUCUACUUACCACACGUGUUCCCAGUAUCUGAAAAGGGCCAUAUUUCAUUUUCAACAUCUCUGCCUCUUGAAUAAAGACAUUUCAUGAUGAUACGUAUUAUUGCUGAUAGCACCCUUACUUAGAAAUUUUUUGCCACAAUACAGAUGGAAAUGUUUUACUGUUAUAAAUUCUAAACUCAAUUCAUUUCCAAUUAGAAUGUAGGCAGAACACCUGGAUGUGACUUUCAGUUCUUGAAUGUCUAUUCUUUUUUCCAACUAAAACUGAGAACUGCCACUGGUCAAUAAACUGUAAAGGGGGUUGGGGGUUUAGCUCAGUGGUUCCUACACCUGCCUCACAAGUGCAAGGUUCUGAGUUCGAUCCCUGGUACCAAAAAAAA
Molecule: messenger RNA, 1700 nt
Organism: Heterocephalus glaber (naked mole-rat)
Lineage: Eukaryota; Metazoa; Chordata; Mammalia; Rodentia; Bathyergidae
Gene: Umad1
Product: UBAP1-MVB12-associated (UMA) domain containing 1
Source: RefSeq, a predicted model, not a curated record